UGAACGGCUGCACUUUCUGGCCUGGCGGAGCCCGUCGUCGGCCAAUCGGAGCCGUGCUUUGCCAAUCCCAUCUUUUUCGCUCCCGCAUCACUUCAUUCUCCCAAAGCUUUAUUCCUUUGCGUUGCCCUUCUGAUUCGACGUCGCGUUUGAUUCUUUCCCUUGAAGCUCUUGCUGUUCUCCCCGGCCGUGCUCAACCGCCAUGGGAAAAAUCAACCUCACAGCCCUUCGGGUGCGACAGACAGCCCUUGGCCAAUUCGCCAGUGGAAAGACCAGCAAACUGCCCCAAUGGGUCGAUGUGAUUGGCGAGAUCCCUCCUGCUGAAGCCCUGAUUCGCACCCGUCCUCCCCAGCACCAGCUCGUCCAGCAGCGGAUGAAGACCGUUGCUGGGUCUUCGAAGCCGCAGGUCGUCUUCCAAGUUCAAGAGAAACGCCGAGCCCCCAAGAAAGCAAGCCGACUCUUCCAGCCCGUCGAGCUCAAAUACGAAGAAGAUCAAUUGCGUACCGAGUUCUUCCGCGACCACCCCUGGGAACUUGCCCGACCCCGUCUGCUCCUGGAGACCACCGGCAAGGACUUUGAACACUACGAUUGGAGCCGGAUUCAACAACCCGGAAAGCGUUUAGAUGGUGAAAGUGUUGUCCAGCGGCAACUGUGGCUCCUAAACAACGUCCCCGACAUGACCAAGACCAAUGCUUAUGACAUUGCUCGCCGAGAGUUCUACCGGCUGCGGUUGAAGGAGGAUGUUGAGCGCCGUGUCGCGGUGGAAGAAGCUGAGGCAUAUGGCGCAGAGUUUGGACCAUCAUACCUGGACAUUGGUAUGAAGCUGGAGGAUGUACAAUACAACAAGUGGGUGGAGUGGGCCCGGCAAUCAGCCCAGGUGCAGGAUCAGCGCCAGGCUGCGCUUGCUGGUGCUCCUGAGCUGGCUGACGAGAAAGCCACCACGGAACCGACCGCUGAGACUGAUGAGGCCGAGGCCACCCAGUAA
Penicillium salamii is the source of this 982-nucleotide messenger RNA. Lineage: Eukaryota; Fungi; Ascomycota; Eurotiomycetes; Eurotiales; Aspergillaceae. The record is from the annotation of a GenBank genome assembly.